Prunus mume (Japanese apricot) is the source of this 2256-nucleotide messenger RNA. Its product is annotated as Tetratricopeptide repeat (TPR)-like superfamily protein. Gene Ontology annotation, cellular component: intracellular membrane-bounded organelle. The record is from RefSeq and is a predicted model, not a curated record. NCBI's taxonomy places the organism in Eukaryota, Viridiplantae, Streptophyta, Magnoliopsida, Rosales, Rosaceae. Gene Ontology annotation, molecular function: protein binding; RNA binding. Gene Ontology annotation, biological process: RNA modification.
AUGCGUUUCCGAAGCUUUCGCUUGGGUGUUUCUAAUUGCAAUUCGAGGCUCAAAGAGUUAUCAUCUAAUGGAAAAUGGCAAGAACUGCUCUGCCACUACCAUGAAAUCAAGAAAGCUGGACUUCAACUAGCAGACCCUUCAGCCUUCCCUCCUAUUCUCAAAGCAUGUUCAAAUCUUCUCUCUCAUACCUAUGGAAAGUCAGUACAUGGAUGUUUGAUCAAGAAUGGAUUUGAAUUCUACACUUCCAUUGGUAAUUCCACCAUGGACUUUUACAUCAAAACAGGGGACCUAGAUUCUGCAUUGGGUGUUUUUAACUGUAUGAGGAGCAGAGAUGGAGUUUCUUGGAAUAUAUUGGCUUAUGGGUACCUUGAUGGGGGUGAUUUAGUACAAGGGUUGUGGUGGUUUAACAAGGCUAGGGUUUGUGCUGAUGGGUUUCAACCCAAUACUUCUACUUUGGUGCUUGUAAUUCAAGCUUGCCGUCGCCUUCGAGAUAAGUUUGAGGGUCUGAUAGUACAUGGUUACGUGAUUCGAGGGGGGUUUUGUUCUGUAUCUUCAGUUCAAAACUCUUUGUUGAGUCUGUAUGCAGAAGAAGCUGACAUGGACAGUGCGCAGAAAUUGUUUGAUGAAAUGCGUGACAAAGAUGUCAUCUCUUGGAGUGUGGUGAUUGGUGGUUUUGUGCAUUGUGAGGAAGCUCAGAUUGGGAUGCUGAUGUUCCAAAAGAUGGUAUAUGAGCGUGGUAUUGAGCCAGAUGGUUUAUGUAUGGUCAGUAUUCUUAAAGCAUGCACUCAUUUGAAGGACUUGACCAUGGGAACAUCGGUCCAUGGGUUGGUAAUCUAUAGAGGUUUAGAUUGUGAUAUGUUUGUUGGAAAUUCUUUAAUUGAUAUGUAUUCCAAGUGUCAGGAUGCAGAUUCUGCCUUUAAAGUUUUUGACGCGAUGCCACGAAGAAAUAGAGUCUCAUGGAAUUCCAUUUUGACGGGAUUUGUCUUUAAUGAGAGGCAUUCGGAUGCCCUAACACUGUUUUAUUCUAUGGGAAAGGAAGGAAUUGAGGCAGAUGAAGUGACACUUGUGAAUGUUCUUCAAACAUCCAAGCAUUUGUGCAUGUUUCAUUGCAAGUCCGUGCACUGUGUAACAAUCAGGCGGGGAUACGUAUCAAAUGAAUUACUCCUGAAUUCUCUCAUUGAUACUUAUGCAAAGUGCAAUGAUGUUGACCUUGCCUGGAAACUUUUUAAUGGGGUGAAGAAAAGAGAUGUGGUUUCAUGGAGCACCAUGAUUUCAGGGUUUGCCAGUUGUGGUAGACCUGAGGAAGCAAUUGCCGUCUUCCAUGAGAUGAUGCAGUUGCAGGCACAAGACCAGAAGCCCAAUGAGAUCACCAUUAUAAAUCUUUUCGAGGCUUGUUCAGCUUCAGCUGAAUUGAAGAGGUCAAAAUGGGCGCAUGGAAUUGCUAUUAGAACAGGUUUGUCAGCAGAAGUAGCCGUUGGCACUGCAAUUGUUGACAUGUACUCGAAAUGUGGGGCAAUAGAAGAAUCAAGAAAGGCCUUUGAACAAAUUCUUGAAAAAAACACCAUGUCAUGGAGUGCCAUGAUAGCGGCAUAUGGAAUGAACGGUCUUGGCCAUGAAGCCUUAGCUUUGCUUGCAGAAAUGAAGCUGUAUGGUUUGAAGCCCAAUGCAGUGACCAUUCUUUCUGUGCUAUCUGCCUGUAGCCAUGGAGGCUUGGUUGAAGAGGGUGUUUCCUUGUUCAACUCAAUGGCUCAGGAUCAUGGAGUUGAACCAAGAUUGGAACAUUACACUUGCGUAGUUGACAUGUUGGGUCGAGCGGGGAAGCUUGUAAUGGCAAUGGAGUUUAUCAAAAGAUUUCCGCAAGAUUUGAAGGUGGCUGCCCGGGCAAGCAAUGCUUGGGGUGCACUAUUGAGUGCUUGUAGAAGCUGUAGGAACAGCGAAGUUGGUCUAGAAGCUGCCUCUCAUGUCCUUGAGUUGGAGCCUGGAAACUCAGCUGGGUAUUUACUGGCAUCAAGUAUUUAUGCAGCAAGCGGGUUGUGGGUUGAUGCUGCUAGUAUGAGAAGCUUGUUGAAGGAAAGAGGGGUUAGGGUUGUGGCUGGCUACAGUUUAGUGCAUGUUGGUCACAAGGCAUAUAGAUUUGUUGCUGGAGAUCAUUCACCAGCUCAUGAUGGAAAUAUACACUCUAUGCUUCAAAUGUUGCAUGCUUGUAUGAAGGCUGAAAAGAGGAAUAUUUUUGAUGACUUGGAUUUAAUUGAAUAA